AUGACCGACCAACCAUCUCAAAAAGCCGCCGAUGUCCUCAUCGAGAUCAUCGACAACGAACAAGACAUCUCCACAGCCUUUUCCAUAAUCUCAAAAUGCUUCGGCCAUCAAACAAAUGAUGGAUUCUGGAAAGCAAUGAACCCCGGCUGGGAUAACCCUUCCGGAGCGACUGCAGCUACAAAUCGCAUGAUCAAGCGUUGGAAAACCGUCACGAAUAAUAAAGCUGGCAAGCCCAAUACAGUACAUCUCAAAGCCACUGUACCUGACCCAGAACACCCCGGAAAGCGCAUCAUGGCAGGAUUUGCAAUUUGGGCCCAACUAUCAAUGGUCGAGGGUAUGGGAGACACACCAUCCACAGACAUCUCCACUGCCGCAGACUUGAAACAACUCUACCCAGGAAACGAGACAGAACAGCGGUUUCUACGUCAAACUUUUACUUCAUUUAUGAAAUUGCGAGUCGCAACAUUGCAACAGAAAGCAAGCACUCCUUCUCCCGCAACUUUCAGUCUAGAUCUCUGUGUCGUGGAUCCAGACUUCCAAAGACGGGGUAUUGCGAAUAAACUUGUAGAGUGGGGGUUGGAAGAGGCAAAGAGGAGAGGUGGGUUGGAGUCUACCACCGAGGGUUCUGCCAUGGGUAGAUUUGUCUAUCGGAAAUUGGGCUUUGAGCCGGUUGAAGAGGUCGUGUAUGAGGUAGAUGACGAGUUUCGGGAUCGCAAGUUGCCGCCGAAUUUGUUCAUGCGGACUGGCUUGGAAACUUGA
Messenger RNA from Aureobasidium subglaciale EXF-2481, 759 nucleotides. RefSeq lists its product as uncharacterized. The record is from RefSeq and is a predicted model, not a curated record. Gene Ontology annotation, molecular function: acyltransferase activity, transferring groups other than amino-acyl groups. Lineage: Eukaryota; Fungi; Ascomycota; Dothideomycetes; Dothideales; Saccotheciaceae. The transcript has a single exon. Bases 1 to 759 code for a protein of 252 amino acids.